Messenger RNA from Camarhynchus parvulus, 12113 nucleotides. It is a transcript of the gene ZMYND8, whose product is annotated as zinc finger MYND-type containing 8. The coding region runs from base 3001 to 6354 and encodes 1117 amino acids. Gene Ontology annotation, biological process: regulation of DNA-templated transcription. The transcript is spliced from 21 exons. Lineage: Eukaryota; Metazoa; Chordata; Aves; Passeriformes; Thraupidae. Gene Ontology annotation, molecular function: protein binding. The record is from RefSeq and is a predicted model, not a curated record.
ACCUCUGAAUUUCCUGUGAUAGUAUUUCUGUAUGCAAUUUUAAUGCAUUUCUCAGCAUACAUGAAAGUGCUGACAUAGCUAAGAAGUUAUUCUGGUUUUUGUUCUUCAGUUGCUAAAAAACAGAAAUUACAUUUGGACACAAUUUUCCUAGUAGUAGUUUAUACAUGUGAGCAGUUUACUUUCAGCCUUUAAGAGUGAACAACAUAAUAUUUGUUUAAUGUGAGGAAGCAGGGGUAAGUGAUCUGCAAUCAGAAAGCUUGUAUUAAAAUGGCUCCCACAGGUUUUGUUAAACCAGGAUCUGUUUCAAAUCUGCACCUCCAGACACGCUGCUGACAGUGAAGCGCAUUUGUGUGAGCUGCCCUCGUGCAUGUAAUGAAACAGAGCAUCGUGAGUCUGUUAAAAGUUCACUAUUUUCAACCACUGGAGUGUAAUUCUUUUAUAGCUCACAAAAAACAAAUGUCUGCAUUGCAGCAAGAUGUCUGAGGCAAGGUAGAGACAGCAGCGUUGUGCCUCGGCUCAGCCCAAUGGCGCUGCUCCGCCAGCGCCGGAGCCAAUUGCCGCAGCAGGCAGGUUAAAGAUUGACAAUUGCAGUGGCAGGGCUGAGAAAGGCCUUCUGGAAAUUUCUGCCAUCUUUGUUCCAUCUAAGCAAAGCAAAUUCAGCCAAGCUGAAGGAUUUCAGAUGUAUAUAUUUUUUGGUGCUUUGUCAAGGUACAGUGUUAGCGCUCGCUUCCCUAGGUUGCGUAAUAAGCUGUUUUUUUCUGUUCAGGACAGAUGGAAUGUGGGUUUUUGUUUUAAGUGACAGAUGCAGGGAAAAAGCACGUAUGCUUUCUCCCCAAGAUUUUACUGGCCUGGAUCUUGUUACAAUCACAAUUAGACAGGACAUGUAUGAAGCAAUGCAGCUGAGGUUUAUUCAGCUUGGAGCAAAUGGCCAUUAUUCUGAUUAUAACUAGCAGUUAAUCGUAUAAUUACACUGUAAGUUUUCUGGCUACUAGAGAGUAAUUUGAAUUGCCCAGGAUGAAUAUGAUUAGGCAUUAUUAUUUAGUGCCAACAUCCAGUUACUUUUGUAAUUAACUGGACAAAGAAUGGAGUGGGGGGAAAACAAAGGAGUGAUCUGGAUUAUAAAUCAUGGUGAAAACAGUAGCUUUUUAAAAGCUACAUGCCUUUUUCAUUCUUUGCAGGCAAACUGUUUUACUUGGAAGCUAAAUAGUGCUAGGGAAAAGCUGAGUAAUUUCUUUAAACAAAUGACACUACUUAACAUAUUGGAAAUGAAAAAAAUGCAGAGUAUAAAACACUCCAAAUGUAACAGUCACCCCCCCUCGCAGUAGGUAGGAGUAUGAAAUGUAGCAGAAAACCUACGUUGCUACUAAGGGAGCAUGUAAUGAAAGGAACUUCAUGCUCAAAAAACAGAAAUAGAUAGAUUACAUUACAAAUUUAGCCCUUCAUAUCAUGUCCACAGACUUCAAUUGGCUUGGCUUCCUGAGCUGUCUUCCAUUUUGUGGUAUCACUUUUGCUUGAGGUUUUUGUUGUUGUUUUGUUUUGUUUCUGGUUUUGUUGCUUUGUUUCUCGUGUUCUGCCUUGCUUUCCAGUGUAUUGUGUUGUAUCACUUCCCAGCUACUGUGGAUCCAGUAGCUGAAAAGUGAUAGCUGGUGGUUAGUUUUCCAUAGUGGUGGUACUACUCCAGUAUAAUUGGUUAAAGGGAGAUAAAUCUCAGAAGGUCUCAUCUCUCUGAAAUUCAGGUAUUAAUUUGGUUUUCCUAAAUAUCUUGAAAGUUGAACAAAACCUUUGCCCAUAUGAAAUGGAGUAGACAGCAGUUUUCAAAUUUUGUUAUUUGUGGAUCCCCAGUAUUUUUCCCAUGGGGACUUGAAUCCCAUUAGAGUGACUUUAAGCCUGUUAGACUAGGUUUGAUUUACUUGGUUAUUGUCUGCAAACCCCUUUGUGGUGGCACACUGGCUUUGAGGGGUCUGCAGACUGGAAACCAGCAGUAGGCCAUCAAGCUUGGCCCUUUAAAUUGUAUUCAGAAAGUAAUUUAAAUACAUUUGUUAAUAAACAUGUCUUGUGUUCAUGGGUUAAAGACUGAUUUAGCCAUAGCUACAUAGGAAGUGAGUUUCAUGUAUUUGGUAGUUGUCUGUCAUUCUCAUGUUAACCCUUUAUUGUCUGUUGUCAGAGCAUCUGUGCUUCACACUGUGAGGUUAAAACCAUGCUGUAACAGGAUGUUACCAUUCUUAAUUCAGCUGAUAUAAACCUUUACUUUCAAGCAUGAUUGUUCUCAAAUUAUAUUUGUAGCAUCUAAAAUCUGUAGCUAUUUGCUUGCCUUGCUUGGGCCUCAGCUGUAUAGUUUAUAGACUUAAAGAUGACUGUGAGGCACCAAGGAUCCCCCUCCCUCCCCUGAUUUUUCUCUUUUGUGCAGCUAUUUUAAAUGGACAACGAAUAAGUGUAAGGUUUUAAAAAGAACUGAAAUGUUCUUUAAAUGAAAAAUAGUUACUUUGCUUGUUAUUACAGGUAACCAGCUUAAACAUUGCUGUACAUAGAUAUCUGAAUGAGCCUUUUGUGUAUAUUAAUUACUUAAUACAGAGUCUUAUUUACUUAAUACACAUGGUGCACUUUGCAAGGAAUUCUGCAAAAGGAAAUGCAAAACAUGAGGUGCUCACACUGGAGGGUGAAGCUAAAAUUGAGUGAUUUCCUUAGUAACCUGUGACUUCACAAAUCUCCCUAUCUUGUGCCUUUUUAGUUAAACGUUCGGAUGUCAGGUGUCCUUUGGUCCUUCUUUACCAUUUCUGAUAUUUAGAUGCUGGCUUUGAAUCUUGCCCUGCUGUGUAAACAGGAGCUGCUGGUAUUGAACAAAGUGCUACCAUUUUAGCUCCAGAGCAGGAGUGAGGCAGUGCAGUGCUGGCAGACGCCAUUUUAAGAGCCCUGCAUAAAUAGCAUAGCUACCGAUGAGUAAGAGACUGUUAUAGCUUGGCUGAAGAGGAAAUAAAGGCAGAGCAGGAGGUGGUGGAGGGGAUGGACAUCUCCACUCGAUCCAAAGAUCCUGGCUCUGCUGAACGUGCAGCACAAAAAAGGAAAUUUCCCAGCCCUCCACAUUCCUCCAAUGGCCACUCACCUCAAGAUGCAUCAACAAGUCCUAUAAAAAAGAAAAAGAAGCCUGGUCUAUUGAACAGUAAUAAUAAAGAGCAGUCAGAACUAAGACAUGGUCCGUUUUACUAUAUGAAGCAGCCACUCACCACAGACCCUGUUGAUGUUGUACCACAGGAUGGACGGAAUGAUUUCUAUUGCUGGGUUUGUCAUCGGGAAGGCCAAGUCCUCUGCUGUGAACUCUGUCCUCGGGUUUAUCAUGCUAAGUGUCUGAAACUGACAGCCGAACCAGAGGGGGAUUGGUUUUGCCCAGAAUGUGAGAAAAUCACAGUUGCAGAAUGCAUAGAAACACAGAGUAAAGCAAUGACAAUGCUCACCAUCGAACAGCUAUCAUAUCUACUGAAGUUUGCACUACAGAAAAUGAAACAGCCAGGGACAGAGCCAUUUCAAAAGCCAGUUUCACUGGAUCAACACCCAGAUUAUGCAGAAUAUAUCUUUCAUCCAAUGGACCUUUGUACAUUAGAGAAGAAUGUUAAAAAGAAAAUGUACGGUUGCACUGAAGCAUUUUUGGCUGAUGCCAAAUGGAUUUUGCACAACUGCAUUAUUUACAAUGGGGGAAAUCACAAAUUGACACAAACAGCAAAAGUCAUCAUCAAAAUCUGUGAGCAUGAGAUGAAUGAAAUUGAAGUAUGUCCGGAAUGUUAUUUAGCUGCUUGCCAAAAACGCGAGAAUUGGUUUUGUGAGCCUUGUAGCAAUCCCCACCCUUUGGUCUGGGCUAAACUCAAAGGCUUUCCAUUCUGGCCUGCUAAAGCACUGAGGGAUAAAGAUGGGCAAGUCGAUGCCCGUUUCUUUGGCCAACAUGACAGGGCCUGGGUUCCAAUAAAUAAUUGCUACCUCAUGUCUAAAGAAAUUCCUUUUUCUGUGAAAAAGACUAAAAGCAUCUUCAAUAGUGCAAUGCAAGAAAUGGAGGUUUAUGUUGAUAACAUUCGUAGAAAAUUUGGAGUAUUUAAUUAUGCACCGUUCCGGACACCAUAUACUCCCAACAAUCAAUACCAAAUGUUGUUAGACCCUGCAAACCCAGCUGCUGGAACUGCAAAGACAGACAAACAAGAGAAAAUCAAACUGAAUUUUGAUAUGACAGCAUCACCCAAGAUUCUGAUGAGCAAGUCCAUGCUGGGCAGUAGCACAGGUCGCAGGAUUUCACUGACAGAUAUGCCACGGUCACCAAUGAGUACAAACUCCUCAGUUCACACUGGCUCUGAUGUUGAACAGGAUGCAGAGAAAAAAGCAACUUCCAGUCAUUUUAGUGCCAGUGAAGAAUCCAUGGACUUCAUUGAGAAAAAUACAGCUUCUCCAGCACCAACAAGAACAGGUCAAUCAGGGAGCUUGUCAGGCAGCCCCAAGCCUUUCUCUCCUCAAGCAUCAACACCAAUUUCUGCUAAGCAAGAAAGAACUUCCACACCAGGAAGCAUUCUGAAUCUUAACCUUGAUCGCAGCAAGGCCGAGAUGGAUCUGAAGGAGCUGAGUGAGUCUGUGCAGCAGCAGAGCACCCCCGUGCAGCUCAUCUCCCCCAAGCGCCAAAUCCGCAGCCGGUUCCAGCUCAACCUUGACAAGACCAUCGAGAGCUGUAAGGCACAGCUGGGAAUAAAUGAAAUAUCUGAAGCUGUUUAUACUGCAGUAGAACACAGUGAUUCUGAAGAUUCUGAAAAAUCUGAUACCAGUGACAGUGAAUAUAGCGAUGAGGAUCAGAAAUCAAAGAAUGAUCAAGAGGAUGGGGAGGACAAGGAAGGUGCAAGAAGUGACAAAGAAUCACUGAGCUUGAAAAAAAAACCUAAGCCUCCAGCACAGAAUGAAGACAAGGAGGAACUUAAAAGCACAAGUCCAGAAGUGGAGAAAACAGAAGAACCAGUCAAGGAAAAGGCUGUUUCAGACACUGAAAAAGAAUUUUCUGAAAAGGGAAAGAGUUUACAGCAUCCUGCAAAAGAAAAGCUGAAAGGGAAAGAUGAAACAGACUCUCCAACUGUGCAUCUAGGACUGGACUCUGAUUCUGAGAGUGAACUUGUCAUCGAUCUAGGAGAUGAUCAUUGUGCUCGUGAAGGAAGGAAAAACAAGAAAGAAUCUAAAGAAUCUUCUCCUAAACAAGAUGUUGUAGGUAAAACUCCACCUUCCUCCAGUGCAAGCACCCAGCCUCUACCAGAAACUCCAGUGCUCACCCGCUCGGCGUCGCAGACCCCCCCAGCUGGUGUGACAGCAACCACCAGUGCUGCUUCUAGUGUCAGUGCUCCCUCUGCUGCCACAGGGAGCCCUGUGAAAAAGCAGAGGCCUCUGCUGCCCAAGGAAACCGCCCCUGCUGUGCAGAGGGUGGUGUGGAAUUCUUCAAAUAAAUUCCAGACAUCUUCUCAGAAGUGGCACAUGCAGAAGGUGCAGAGGCAGCAGCAGCAGCAGAGCCAGCAGUCUCAGUCCCAGCAGCCUCAGUCCUCUCAGGGGACAAGAUACCAGACAAGACAAGCAGUUAAAGCUGUGCAGCAAAAAGAGAUCACCCAGAGCACUUCCACAUCCACUAUAACCUUGGUCACAAGCACUCAGCCUAUUUCCAUGGUUACCAGCUCUGGAUCUGCAAGCACACUUUCUUCUUCACUCAGCACAGACUUGCCAAUUGCAACAGCUUCAGCUGAUGUGGCUGCAGAUAUUGCUAAAUACACCAGCAAAAUGAUGGAUGCCAUCAAAGGAACAAUGACUGAAAUAUAUAAUGAUCUUUCAAAAAAUACUACUGGAAGUACAAUAGCUGAGAUUCGGCGUUUGAGGAUUGAGAUAGAAAAACUUCAAUGGUUACAUCAACAGGAACUUUCAGAAAUGAAACAUAAUCUAGAACUGACAAUGGCUGAAAUGCGUCAGAGCCUGGAACAGGAACGGGAUCGUUUGAUUGCUGAGGUGAAGAAGCAGCUGGAAUUGGAAAAGCAACAAGCAGUGGAUGAGACCAAGAAGAAGCAGUGGUGUGCCAACUGCAAGAAAGAGGCCAUCUUUUAUUGCUGUUGGAAUACCAGCUACUGUGACUACCCCUGCCAACAAGCUCACUGGCCUGAGCAUAUGAAAUCUUGCACACAGUCAGCUACUGCGACACAGCAAGAAACAGAUACUGAAAUUAGCACAGAAACACUAAAUAAAUCCUCCCAGCCCAGUUCAAGCGUGCAGUCUACACCCACAGAAACAGCCAGCACUCCUAAGGAAAAGGAAGGCUCAGCUGAUAAAAGCAAAGAGAGUGUUACAGACCCAUCAGUGUAGCUUCUGGUCUGGAUCUUUCGAUACAAGUUGCCUUCUGAUAAGCAAUACUGACUGCAGCACUUCCAAGCCCUUCUUGCCUGGGGGUUCAGAGGCCAAGCUCAAGACCUGCAUUGAAACCAACUUACUUUCUCACCACAGACUGCCAUUAGGGUACCACAAUGUUCCAUAACACUGAUACAACACUUCACCUGGAUCUACGGUUAAUGGAGCAGUUAUGAAAUCCUCCAUAGCAUCUACUCUGAUAGUUUUCAGUAGGCAAGGAUGAGCAAAUGCUCUAAAAAGAAAGGGACUUAACAUUGCAUAUAUAGAAAAUGUUUAUAGAGAAGAUUCUGCUUUAUAGGUAGGGCUUGACUAUUAGCAAUUUCGGCAUCAGUUUUUUUCUGCCCUUGCAAGAUUUAUUAAAUGAAAAAUUUUAGUGGGAGGGUGGGGCUGAUCCUUCAAACCCUUACACAUGAUCCUCCACAUCAGUAGGAGCCUUGUUGUAUUUUAAAAUAUUAAAAGCAAACUAAUUUUGUAGUAUUGUGAUUCCAGCAUGAUGUCUCAUCGAGAUAGUCCUGUAGAAUUGGGAAGCAUAGUAAUUUAGAGAGCUGUGUUCAUUUCUUGACACUUUUGCUACUGUCUGGUGUUAGAUCUCUGGGCUUGAAAUGUCAUCUAAGGGAGUAACUUGGGGAAUUGAAGGGGGGAAAAGGAGAUGCUGUUUCACUUAAAUGUUUUGAUGAAGUUGGUUAAACUCUGGCUCACUCAUUUAAUGUUUGUAUGCAUUGUUAUGGCAGCACAAGCUUUGUAUUACUGGGGAGGUAGGGAAUGUGAGAAAAAAACCUGCCAGGGAAUAUUCCAGUUACACAGAUAUGGAAUUGCUUUUAUAUAGAUGUUCUACCUGAAACAUCAUGCUGUAUACAUUGAUCAUGUUCAUAAUUUGAAUUUUGUUUUAUUAACAAAGAAGUAACCCGUGAAUUCAUUAAGAUGCAAAUUUUUAACACAAAGAAAACUCCAACACAAAUUGCAUAUCAUAACAAUAAUAAUGUAACAACUAGGUGGAAUUUAUGUACAAGCUGAGGCUUCUACUGAGGUUGCCUGUGCUGUCUCUGCAGAUAGCAACAGGUGUGACAAGCACCCAGCCUAUAAAACUGGUCCAGGUACCGCAGACCACCACCUAUAUUCCAACUACUCAACCCACAAUUGUAAGUACAGCAUCAUCAUUUAAAGUCUGCAGCAAUGCUGUUCCUGGCAUUAAAAUUGUUCAGUAUCUCUGGGGGGUUGUCUCCGUCUGCUGUUGUAUCAAGAGAUGAAUUCACUGGUAUAGUCUCAAUUUGCAAUGCAAAAUGCUUUAUUUUGCUGUGCAACAUUCCACCUUUUCAUUCCAUUCGUGAUUGCAAGAAUUCAGAAAUCUUUAAGUCUGGCAAAGGCACUGAGGACAAGCAGAGGCCAUUUCACAUUACUGGUCUGUUUCAUGUAUAUACUUGACCACAACAUCAAUGUAAAUAUAUAGAAUUCAUUUUAAAUAUCUUUUAAAUAUUGUUUUGUCUAUGGUAUCAUAAAGAGAUUAGAGAUUUAAUUAUUUCUGAGCUAUGCUUGAUAUUCCUGUGACAUCUCAGUACCUGUGAAAAAGAAUAUGCAUUUGUCAGCAGUGUCUCUCCCAUGCAGUCUUGCACAUUAGCAUUAUGAAACGAGAAUUCGCAUUGGAAUCAGACCUGGGUUUUUUCCAUCAAAGGUUUAACCAAGGACAUCCGAAUUCCCUAGUGUCAGUCACAGUAGAUGGGACAAAAGUGAGUUGGAUUUUAGUAUUUUAUGCACCAUAUUAGCCCAUUGUUUCAGCUGUUUGUGCUCUGCAGUGCUCAUGUCAGAGCCAGCCACUGAGCUGAUGCUGCCCUGGUCACAGCAUGUGCUCUGCCUCUGUGCUGGGUUCAGCAGGGAAGCCCACAUGUAGGUAACUUCAUUUCUGACUUAAAAGACAUUGUUAUAAACCAUCUGAUUUAACAGUGUACCUUACCCACACUGUGACUGUGAGGCCUGAUGUGCUAUAGAUGUUCCUCUUUCUCUCUUUCCCUGUGCACACCCCCAGCUGCAGGACACACCUGAGUGUGUGUUGGUGGAUACACACUCAUGCACAAGCAGUGCUUCACAGCCAUCAGAUUCAACACAAACCCAGCUCUUGGUGGGGAUGGAGACUUCCCACAUUCCUCACAGCAUUUCAGUUCCACUUGGUCUCAGCUGAGACCAUUGUGCACCUUUGCAGCAUUGGCCCUGAGUUGCUUGGACUGAACUACCAUUAACAAUAAGGUUUUGUAUGUGUUUUAAAAUCCAAUAGCAGACUUCUAAGACAUCAGGCUUCUUUUGUGAAUAGCUGCGAGGUUGUAAGAUCCUAUGGUGGUUUUGUGUAAUAUUCAAAAAAUGGCAGUUACCCUCAUCUGUUUUCUGUAACACAAAGUGUAUUGAGUUAUGUAAAGCAGACUUGGAAGGUGUGAAAGGUUUCCAACUUUAUUUGUGCAUGUUUAUAACUUUGUACACAUUUGCAUUAGUCUUGCACAGCUACAGACACCUCUAUUCUAAUGACUGCACGUGCAAUUUAAAUAAUUUUAAACCUUAGUGCAUGUUUAAUAUGUAUGCAAAAUGUACAUACGUGUAAAACUGGCAGAGGUGGAAAAUUUACCUCUCAGGGAAUGAUCUUAACACAUUUAAGGAGUCUCGCACAUUCCAUAUUCCGAUCGCGCUAAGAACUGAAAUUAUUAAUUAAUUCCAUGUGUGUAAGUGUGUAUAUUUAAAAGGCAACUGUGGCAACCUUAAUUUCCCCACCUCUAGUACUGACAGUGACUCACAUAAUGGCUUCUUUAGAAUUCAGUUUGCACUUUGUGUCCAACUAGGAACAACUUCCAUUGUAUCUUCUGGGUACCAUUUCCACUGAACCUUGUAAACACAUCUGAAAUCAUUACAAAAUGGCAGUAAUUUUGAAUUUAUUUAGCAAAUUGGUCCCAUGUUUGUUUUUUAUUCUUCCUGCAGUUAAAAUAAUGUAAAAAUAUGAACCCAUCUUCUUUGCAUUCCAGGGAAUGGAAUGAGUAGGCUUCUGGAAGGCACAGACUCAGUCACAAAGGAGCUGUAAUCCAUCUCAGCAGGGAUACUCAGAGUCUUUGUGGAAUAUCAUUAAGACACUCAUGUGGUUUCUUGAAUCAGUGUGGGGAAACAUUGGGCUUCAGUGAACUUGUAUUUGUUCUUCCAUGUCCUCUCUGGAAUGUCACACUACCACUGGGGGAAGAUCUGUGCAUCCCUUUCAGGUUCCUCAAAAUCUCACUCCCUGUUUCUUCCACAAGAUGUUGUGAACUGAAAUGGAUGCGUUUGUCUGAUCACCAGUUGUGCAUCACUGGAAUUGUGUCGGAACACACUUUGCAGUUUGUAUGGUAGAGACAUUUCUAGACUUUCUCACGUUUUUGGAGGAAGGUUAAGAUACAGACUUUAGGUUCAAUAAAUCCUCUUACAGAUCUCCAGAGUGAUGUGACCUUGACCAGAUUGUUUAACAUUCUUGUGCCUUUGUCUCUGCAUCUGUAGUAUCAAUUACCACCUAUAGAGAUGUCCUGAAACUCCAUUUGUUGAGAUGUAUAAAUCAUGAUCAGUAUGAUGGAAGUGUAAAGUUUAUUCUAUAUUAAUAUUUUUACAGGGUGUGUAAGACAGUUCCCAGUAAUGCUGAUGUUUUUGCUAUUGAUUUGUGCAGAAGUUAACUUAAGUACUUUUUUUUGUUCAAAUGGAUGUUCUUUGUUCUCUUCUGUGUAGACUGAAUGCAUGGGGGAAAGCUCCUUUUGGGGAAAAAGAUUUAAGUAACGUGUAACGAGAAUAUACUUAUAAACAAGGGUAUUUUUGUACUCCAGUUUGAUUUGUCAGAACUUUUUCAAAUGACAAAGGAUUUUCUUAGCCCUUUUUCCUCUUCCCACGUAUUAGUUUGCAGAAAAUACAUAACUGGAUGUAACUCUGAAACCCUCACCCUCCAAGCACAGGCAGUGUGUGCAGCCCCUAUAGCACCUCCUGUCCCUGUAAUUCUAGAGCAGUGAUGAGAACACAGAAACUCUUGGCUAUAGGGAAGUAAUGCACUACUCCUCUCCUGGAAUGAGGUAAUAGUGUGGUAAUAAAGGUAUUAGUUCUUGCACAAAAUUGGAACUUGUUCUGGAUUUCCCCUGGAAAACAAAUCUCUAUUUCUGUGGUCAUGUUUAUGUGACCUUUAACAUAACAAUCUGUUUCUCUUGGUUUUAAUCCACAGACCAUUCCUGUAGUGGUAAGUCCUUCUGCUGGGACAGUGGCAAUGAGAACUGGAGUUCAGUAUGUUCAGACCACAAUGCCAGUCCAAGUACGAAGAGUCUAACUGCUAACAAGAAGUUCAUACAAUUGUUGGAAUAAAAAAAUCUAAUAGAAAUGUGAUAAAUAAACACAGUUCUUUGGAUUAACCUCAGAGGUUCAGACUUUAGCUUUGUGUAUGUGUACAAAGCAUUAAUUACACUACAUUAAUGUAAAGCAUUAGUGCUGGCUUAGAAAAGCUAAGGACAGGUAAGAUCCAUAUUAAAUCUAUGCUUCUUUUGUAAAUAAUGUACAAUUUGUGGAUGUCAUUAGAGUACCAUCUCCUUUUUAUAUUUGUAUUGACUUUAACUUAUAAAGAGUGUUUGAAGUUGGAAAAGGGAGGUUUAAAAGAGCCUUACCACAACCUAAUGCUGAGAACUGGUCUUGGGAAACUGCAUCAAAUAAUCUGAUACAAAAAAUCUGAAAAACUUUUUGCAUUUGGAGUGAAAAAAUUUUCUGCACUUUGAAACUCUUGUGGAAUUUUUCUGAACAACCAAGUGAUGAAGGAUAUCUCCUUUCAACUAACUCUGUUAGGCAAAUUAUGGACCUGAAAUCCAUAAAAAUGUAAACUGUUUUUCACAAUGACCAGGCUGACAACAAAUCUUAAUGUUGUUUACAGGUUAAAAUUAUUUUAAAAUUUCAUUCAGUCUAAGAUCAGAAAAUUUGCAAAGUGUAAUAGCAGCUGGUUGUAGCAGGAUUUCUGAUUGCUGAUAUCAAAGAUUGAGGAAAGUAAAGUUUGUUGCUAUGCUUCACAGUUUUCUUAUUUUUUAAAAAUCCUCCUAAAGGACUUGGAAGAAGAGCUAGGUGUGGAAUAAAACAUGCAUUGGGAAACAUGGGCAAAGGACUUUUGAUGCUGGGCCAGAGCAUGUAUUAUUUAUAUGAUGGAAUUUAUGUUUUUCUGUAAGCAUGAAGCAGUGCAGUAUGAGAGGAAGUACCCCCUGGAGAUGCUGUCUGUUACACUGAGGCUGUAGUCCCAUUUUGUAUGUUGUGUAAAAUGAAAGCAUUGAACAAAGCAAAGGUGAUGUAUGUAUAUGAGAAAAUUACUGUAUGAUAUCAUUCCAGUACAUCCUGUUGUACAUUUUAGUCAUGUUGAUUUCUCCCAUUGUUUAUAUAAGAAUGCGGUUUGUACAGUCUCCAGCUAGUACCCAGAUUAGAGGGGAAAAAAGUAUUAGAAUAAAAAAAAAAAGUCAGAACAGAAUAUUCAUUAAUUGCAGUUGUGUCAAAACUAGCCUAGCUGGCCUUAUUUGUGAAGCAUAAUUGCUUUUAGCAUAUGGAAGUAUUUUUUCACAUUUUCUUUGUAUAAAAUUUGUAUUAAACUUAAAUAUCUUUUUUGACAAUUGUGUUUUUUUGUGACUAAGACAGGUGACACACACAAUAUGCUUUGGGUUUCUCCAAUUUUUCAAGAAACGUCACAAUUUUUUUAUUAAACUGUUGUAGAAAAA